Messenger RNA from Ectocarpus sp. CCAP 1310/34, 3493 nucleotides. Lineage: Eukaryota; Phaeophyceae; Ectocarpales; Ectocarpaceae. The record is from the annotation of a GenBank genome assembly.
AUGUCAAAGCUGUUGAUGGGCGUGCAGAAAGGCGAGAACUGCCUGCUAGAGAGCCCGACAGGCACGGGGAAGACCCUGGCGUUGCUCUGCGCAGUUCUCGCGUGGCAGAGGCAGCAGAGGGAGCAAGGGGUUACGGUGGAGACGAGCGAUUGCGAGAGCGAAGAGGAGCCGAUGAUCGACUUGGGCUCGCAAGAGCCCCUCCGGUCUUUCGACGACUUCCGGUACGUCGAGCCCAAAGUGCAGCAGCACGCUCCCAUCAAACUAGCCUACGAGGAUGCCGUCGAGCCAGGCAAGCAGGAGGAGCCGGUGGGAGACCGGACUAGCUUCUACGAUGACUAUGACGACGACGAUGACGACGUGUUCGAAAGCCCCAAGAAGAAGCGCCAAAAGAACAAAGACGACGAAGAAAUGAUCGAUUCCCCCGAAAGUAGUGAUGGGCCACACCACGAUUCCCACCAGGAUUCUCCGGACAGCCCCGUCGCCGACGAGCCCGAUCUCAGCAAACCUCCAUCGGACGCGGUAACGCCCGCCGACGUGAAGCCCAAGAAGCGGGGCAAAGCGGUCAAAGCGGUCAAGCAGGAGGCGAGGAGGAAACGGGUGCCCCGGGUGUACUUCUGCUCGCGAACGCACUCGCAGCUGAAUCAGGUGGUGGCGGAGCUGCGGACGUGCCGGACCGCCUUUCAGGACACCUCCGCGGUGGGCAUCGGCGACGACGGGAAGCCUUUUAGCAUGGCCUUGCUCGCUUCUCGCAAGAGCAUGUGUAUCAACAGCGAAGCCUGCAACGACCCCAAGGGCAUCGACGACGCUUGCAAGCGGCUGCUGAAGGAGAAGGCUUGCACCUACUACAGCCCGUACAACUACCUGGUGGACCCAGGUGUCCGCGAGAUCAUGGGCAUCGAUCUCAAGAAUGCGGUGGUGAUAUUCGACGAGGCGCACAAGGUCUACAAGGGAGCAGAAGCUCUCGGGUUGAUGCAGUCGAGGGCCGGGGUAACCUCAGAGUCCCUGGUGUACCUUAAAGAAGCUCUCAAGAUGGUGAUGAGCGAAGACGGGAACGCGGACCCAUAUGCCAGGGACCAGGUCGACGGCGCUAGCUUCGGCCAUGGGCACGGUGGGGACGAGGUGCUGAGCAGUGGGUCGGCCCACGUGACCGCCUCGCUCGUCAAGGUCCUGGGGUUCCUGCUGACCGAAGGCAUGGAGAACGUCGACCACUACAAGAUGGUGGUGCUGAGAGAGCGAGGGCCUUGGGAGCCGGUUUCCUCGAGGGGGAGGCGAGGGAGGAACCGGCUGGGGUCAGGGUCGAUCACGGCGAUGGAGACGUACCUCUGCUUCUGGUGCCAGAGCGCCAGCACGUGUUUCUCCGAGAUCGACAAGCAAGUGCACUCCGUCGUCCUCACUUCCGGAACCCUUAGCCCGAUGAACUCCUUUGCGGGGGAGUUGGGCAUUGAAUUCCCUCACCGGCUGGAGGCGAACCACGUUAUCAACGUCAAGAAGCAGUGCCUCGUGACCAGCGUUGGGUACUUCGGCAAAGUCAGUCUGGACGCAAGGUACACGAACCAGCACGACCUUAAGUACCAAGACGCUCUCGGCAACGCACUCCUCCAGCACGCCCGCAUCGUCCCCGGGGGCAUCCUGGUUUUCUUCCCGAGCUACGGGUUGAUGGACAAGAUGCACGACCGAUGGGAGGUGGUUACGGGCUUGCUGCAAGCUCUCCAAGAGAUAAAGGGGAUCUACUUGGAGCCGCGGGGGCAGGGGAAAAUCGACGGCGUGCUGGCGGAGUACUACGAGGACGUCGCGGCCGCCAGGGAGAAUCAGUCAUCGAAGGAGAAUCAGUAUCAUUCGAGCACCCGGACUGGCGCGAUGAUGUUGGCGGUGGCCAGGGGCAAAGUGUCAGAAGGCAUCGACUUCAGUGACGAUGCGGCUCGGAUGUGUGUCAUCGUAGGGAUCCCUUAUCCGAGCUCCAAAGACCUCCAGGUAAUGCUCAAGAAGGAGUACCAGGACCAGCGCAGGACAAGGGACCCGCGACUAGUGGGCGGGAGGGCGUGGUGUAUUCGGCACCGAAGCGAUUUCGGCGCCAUUGUUCUGUGCGACCCCCGCUACGCUUCCUCGACGGAGACAACCGCCAGCCUGAGCAAGUGGGUGCGAUCGAGCGUGAGGCAGUGCAGGAGCGUGGAAGUGUCCCUCCCGCUCGUUGAGGCGUUCUUCCGGCAGCACCAACCGCAACAAGACCAGCAUCACGCGGUACAGCCGGAGGCUUCCGCUUGUGCCGGCUCUAGCUUUGUCGGUGGCGACGGCGAAGUCAGGUGUUGCGCCGGUGGUAACGACGGGACCGGCGAUUUUGGCGAGAGUCGGGGGGGUCUGGAGCACAAGCCGGAGGGUGAAGCGGAAAGGUCGCUUGACCCUGGACUCGUGCAGCAAUCGCUUUCGCAGAUGCUUGGGCAAGGCUGCGCGGCGUCCAAUCCGACCGACGACCCUGCGAACGGCGGUGCUGCGAGCCUUACCCAAGGGACCGAUGGCCGUACUGCGCUCCAACUUCUCUCUCAAGGGUCGACGACGAACGUCCCUCGCGUUAACCCGACGAUCACCGCGCACGAAAAGCCACACGCCGAUCCUGAGCCGAGGCGGCCAGAAGGGUCUCUGUGGUGCCGCAAGGGAGGCGCCCUGAUCUCGGGGGCUCCCCGAGGUGCGAUGUCGGGUGUUGGGGUCGAUGGACCCCGUCUAGCGACAGCAAUGGCUAGCACUCACCUCUACCGCACGAUCAUUGCCCUGACCUCCGAUUGCACGACGUCGAGCGGGGGCAGGGAGGACGUCUUGCCCGACGCGGCCACGGUGAUCGAGGUCCCGCGAGGCUGGCCGCUCGUUGAGAAGGUGUCCCAGGGGGAAGGGCGGUGGGUAGCUGGCGACGGCCUGGUGUACGCCCCCUUGUAUUGCCCGUGUCCCGGCUGCCGACUAGCGCACAUAGGGGAGAAGGUGAUAGCGGCGGGACUAGGCUUCCAAGAGACGAUCGGCCUAGCUUGGUUCUUUCCCUCUCUCGUUCAUGCCGUCGGCAUCGACUAGACAUGCUGAGUGCAUGCGGGUGAAAGUGCUUGGGUUUUAGUUUUACGAGCCCUGUAUGUUCAGACGUGUGGUCAUUCGGCGUAUGGGAGCGGUAAGGGGAAAGGGGAUGGGUGACAUUGUCUCGCACGAGCUUUGAACUCCAGGUAUCAUGGAUUUCGUCAGCAACGGUUGCGUUGUGCACGGAGCGGGAUCGAUGGAUUGAGGUUGUGGCAUUUUCAUGGCGACUCGUGUUGAUGUUAUUUUUCUUGAGUGAGUCAACGCCCGUAUUGGGACGUUUUUAUGACGAGGAGUUCAUACCCAAGCGGGUGCAGCCCUCUCAUCAUCCUUCCGCUUGGAUUGCAAUGGCACCGCCUGGUCAAUAAGCGCUUGAUCGAAAAGGAAGGACUGACUUGAUUGUCGUUACCCUUGAACCUAAACUGUUGGUGAAAGUGUUACGUGA